AUACCACCUAGACAAAACUUCCGGUUAAACUUACGAUUUAGAGCGGUGUCGAAAAUAAUCGUAAACAUUUGUUGCCUAUAAUGUAGUAAUGAAGAGUCAACACCCAGAUGCAAUUGAACAAACCAAUAUAGAAUUGAGGCGUUCAUCUAGGAACGCAGCAGGCAACAAACUUUCAACUUCAAGAAGACGUCAUGCGAAGAGUGUCUCCGGGUCUGGAAAGACCAUAAGUUCACAAAAUCAGAGAACAGAGCGUUUGCAUAAAACUGUUUCGCCAAUUAAACAAAAGUUACCUAUUAUUCUUGAAUCUCCUUCGACAUGUCAACAACAGAGUUCAGUUGGACAACCUACAGGGGAAAUAGCCACACCUAAAAGCAGCAAAACUUAUUCAUUUACAGAAAGCACACCAUUCAAGGAGGAUUUAUUAGUCUGUUCACAACAUUUUGACCCACAGUCAGAUGUUGGUUGGGAUUGUAGAUCACCAGAUGCUGUUAACUUUUUGAAAAGAAGUCAAAGAAGGAGGCAUCAUAGUGAUGUGUCAGACAUUAUUACUCAGCUCCAUGUCAAUACAGAGGAUUUACAUGAGGAAAUACCAGAUUCCAGUAAAACUCCUUUGUUGGGAUUAUGGAUAAAUGAUGGAAGCUGCUUUAGUAAUAACAAUUUACCAGACCCUCAACCAUACAGAGAAAGAAGAAAGAAAAAUAAAACCAAGUCAAAAUCUAUCAAAUCUAAGAAAGGAAAUGAUGGUGCACCUGAAGCUCUGGUAGAAAAGUUGCAGCAUGUUUUGGAAAAAUGUGAAGACAUUGAAGGCAACGAAAAGAAGGACCGUAGGAAAAGGUCACUUUCAGUUGGAGAUGAGUCAAAGGACUUAUUUGAUGAAACAUCUGGAAACGUGAACGAUAUCGACAGUUGGAGUGAUGAUGAUCUCUUUGAGGAUGAUUCUUUUAUCAUUAAAGCAACCCAAGUACAGGUAGAACCGAAAUGUCAGAAAAGAAAAAUGGAAACUCGUAAAAGUGAUGAACCACCUGUAAAAUUAGGGAAAUAUGUUGAAAAUCAGAAGUCUAUUCAACCAAGUCUUUCAACUGUUAAACCUGGCCUCUCAACAGCAAGAUUAACAAGGGUUACUGCUAAAGCUUCACCCUUUAAAAAACACAAGAGUUUCAAUGACAGAUAUGAAUAUCAAAAAUCCCAGGAGAAAAAUUACAACUAUGCUGUGCAGAGUAAAGCUGGUAGACCUGUUGAUACGACAGCUUGUGUCUUAACAUCAAAACAAAAUAAUACAUUUUUGUCAAAGCAAUUUUCAACAGUUUCUUCAAAACCCUAUUCUGUUAUUUCAACAAAAGGAAGUAGUUUAUAUAACAAUGCUCAUCAAGUUAGUAAUGUUUUAUCGAAGCCAUGCAAGGCCACUGUUCAAGUUUCUAAUAAUGUUUGUACAAUAAAACCUAUUGUGAUCAGUGGUUGUAAAGAAAAUGUUACUGCAUCUACAAAAUCUUACACAUUCUAUAAUUCUAAACCCAGUUUUACCAUGGCCAAACCUGGUAUUGUGAAUCAGUGUCCUACUUCAACACAGUCUUAUAGAUUGAGCAACUCUGAUCAUGGUGUAGUGCCUUCAGUAAAGUCAACUGUCUCAAGUCAGUGCUCAUUGACUUCAACACAAAGUGCAUAUAAAAUUUCAACAUGUACAUCCUUCUCAACUAGAUCUAGUUUUGUUACCACUUCAAAGCCUAUUCCAUCUGUUGCUAGCUUGUCCAAUAGGAACAUUGUCAAAACAGUUACAAGCACAGAAAUUCAUGGAAAGGUAAAGGAUGCAAGUCUUACACAUUUAAAGAAAACUGCGUGUUUGCAGUCUCCUAGUUCCCGCAGAACUAGUGGAGCAUUUGAUACAAGUCUUUCAGAUGAUAUACUGUGUCAGCUUGUGGAACCAGAUGAAAUUUUAGACAGUCAGAUACCAGUUUGUACAGGAAGUAACAAAACUGGUCAUGUUGAUGAUGCUUUAAGUUUUUUUCAUGAUGUUCCUCAGUCAAAGUCAGGAGCUGGGACUUCUGUUAUAAAUAAGCAGAAGGUUCCUAAUUUUAAAAUGUCAGCUAGUCAAGCUAAAAUAAACUAUGACAAAAAUCAUGCAAAUUCAAGUGCUCAAAUUUCAAUGUGUUCAAAUUUAAAACCUUCAGAGGUAAGAAGACAAACAAACAUUGGUGCUAAUUUAUCUAAUUUAUCUAGUCAAAUUUCAAAAUGUAAUUCAAAGAAAUUUGAACCGAAAUGUUUGAAUUCUACUAAACCAAACCAGAAAAACAAUGUGGAAACAAGUGGAAUAGAAGAAACAAAGAACUGUACAUUGGUCAAACAAGAGCCUAAAAAUAAUCAGGACUCGAUUGCAGGUAACUUUUCCAAAAGUGUGAAUACAACAUCAAAAGGCCUAACUGGUGCUGUCAAGGUCAAAGUUGAAACAAAGGACGAAAGUAAUGUGAUUGUGAAAAAAGAACAUAGGGUAGAACCAGCAAAAUCGAAUUCGUUCAAUUCAAGAACACCAAGGAGCAAAACAAUGACUGUAUCUUCUGCAUCAGCUGAUGCAAUGGAAAAUGCCAGUGAAGAUUUGUUCUUGUCGGAUGAUGAUGAAUUGUCUGAACCACAACUUUUAGCUUUGUUAGAAGAUGUAGAAUCUACCCAGUCUUGCAGUUCAACAAAUGCCAGAGUCUCAUUACUAUCAAACAGGGUCAACAGUUCUGUUGAUUCACAUCACCGCAUAGAUGAAAAGGGAGAUAAGAAAGAAACUACAGAAAAUAAGCAACAGACUUUUCCUCAAGCAGGAAAAGACUAUAAAAGUCAGUCAAAUUUAAUUAUUAAGCCAACUGCAAAUUUGCAUCACACAAUAAUUGGAAAUAAUUGUCAGCCUCUCAAAAGUCCAUUAAAAUGUUCACCAGAGGAUAUUGAAUCGAAACGACUGGUGGCUAUUAAACGCAAACAACAAAAAACUGACAUAGGAGAUAAAGUUGGGUCGUCUGGUAAUGUCCAUUCUCUCUCAGACUUCAGUCCUAUCAAAGGCACACCUCCUACUUCAGCCUGUUCACAGCCAAUGAAAAGUCCAUUUAAAUGUUCACCAGAGGACAUUGAAAAGAAAAGACUUGAGGCUAUUAAACGUAAACAACAAAAAUCUGCAAUAGUAAAUUGUUCAUCUUGUAAUACUCAACCUCUUUCUACAAAGUUAAGUUCAAUUGAAAGCAUGCCUCUUACUUCAGCCAGUUCACUACCACUUGAAAGUCCAUUUAGAUGUUCUCAGGAAAACAUUAAAGAGAAAAAACUGGAAGCCGUUAAUUGCAAACAACGGAAUUCUGACACGAAAAAUGAAGUCGGUAGCAAAACAACCCUUUCAGUCAAAUGCACUCCUCAGACACCAAAUAAUUCACAACUUUCUCAAAGUCCAUUUAAAUGCUCACCAGAGGAUAUUGAAAAGAAAAGACGGGCAGCAUUAAAACGGAGACAACUUAAGUUUGAUAUUUCUGGAUGCAAUACUCCACAGGCACAGGUGGUUGAAAAAACAUCCUGUGGGAACCAAAUAAACAAACACACAACUAACAAAUAUGAGAAUACAGGUUCUGUGUCAGUUUCAAAAUCUAAACCAGAAAGACAGUGCAGUGACACAAGUCCAUUAACAUGUUCACAGGAAGAGAUAAAAAACAAAAAAGAGGAGGCAUUAAGACGAUUGCAACAGAAAUCAGCAAAAAAUGUUCAGUCAGAAACAAGUACAGAUGAUCACGAAAGUUCCGCUAAGCAUGUUUCAAAAACACCAACAAAAUCUGUCAUAGAUAAAAGUCAUCUAAAAUGUUCACCAGAUGAUAUUGAAAAGAAGAGACUAGAAGCGCUAAGACGUAAACAGUUAAAAUUACAACAGGGAACCAACACUCAAUUAGAUAAUGAAAGUCAGUGUGAUGCAAGUCCUUUUAAAUGUUCUCCGGAAGAUAUUGAACUUAGAAAACAAGAUGCUGUAAAGAGGAAGAAGUUGAAGUUUGACAAUAUAGAUGACAAGAAAAAUCCUGAAAGGAGUUCUGGUUAUAAAAUUACAAAAACAAUUGAUGACAAAAAAUAUACUCAUAAGACCUCUGAUAUAAACAAAACAAGUAUUAAUACCAAUAAUUCCAAAACUGCAAGUAUUCAAAAUUUUAGUCCAGUUAAAUAUUCUCUCAAGGACGAAAUAGAGAAAAAGAAACAAAUUGCUUUACAAAGAAGACUUGAAAAGAUGAAUUCAGCUAAGAACUUAAAUCACAGUUGAUAUCUUUCUGAGAUAAUAGACAUCUACAGUGCUUUCGUUUGUUCAUGAAAUCUAUACAGCAUUAAUUUUGGUGAUUUAUUGUAUGAAUAAGUUGAUUUUUAAUGCAUCAUAGUUUAAAAUUAUUCAUCGAAGAUGGAUGUUAUGGUAUACCAUUGUUGCUUUACAUUUCUAUCUGAAAUAAUUUUCGUUAACUUUUUGCAUUGAAUACUGUAUAAGUUGAAAAUUAGGGACCUUGUAUUGUGUUUUUGUUGAUGUCAUCAUUAAGAUAGUUUUACUUAUGUUAAUUUUUUGUAAACUGAAGUUUCUUUGUAAAACCAUCAUAAAAUAUUUUAUUGGUACAUUUGUACUAUAAAAUUGGUGCAUAUUUCUUUUAUUUGGGUUAUAAAUUUUCAUCACUCAGUUUUGCUUUACUUUGAAUGAAUUUAGUUUAUAAUAAGUACAUUUUGUUUAGACCUACCUGUACAUGAAAUAGGCAUGAUGAUACCUUAACAUCACGAGAACAUUAUAUCAAUUCUUAUAUGGGUUGUAAGGAUUUAAGGGCUACUCAAGAAUAAAUUGUAUGAAGAGAAGUCAGAAGGCACUUAAUAAUAAAGUAGUAGUGUGGUUCAAAAAAAAAGGUUUCACACACUUGACCCCCACCCCCUUCUACAUUUCAUUUUGGAAUACCCGAUAAUGCUUCACUGGCUUAUAUAUGUGUUUAAGUUUUCAUGUUACUUCUUGAAACAUUCAAGUGUUUUAUGCAUAGUAAUGAUAGGCCAGGGAUUACCACAUUCUUAAAUCUAAAUAUAGCAUUCUUGCUCAGCCUAUUUUGAUUUAAUUUCAUUUCUUGAAUUUGCAGAUUAAUACACAUAAUUAUAAUGGUUCUCACAGUGAAAACUCUAUGGAAAAUACUGUUGAAAGUAAGCCCUGCCCAUUCACAUUAUUUUAUAAGGAUCACAAUACAACCACAUAAUGUAGAAGUCUAUUAAAUUUGUUAUUUGUGUUUUAUUUAUUUUUUUGGGGGGGGGGGGUUAAGUACAGAAAGAGAUAUAUUCUGAUAAUUUAUCAAAAUGCAAAAGUUAACCCCACGUUGACAUUUUUACAAAUAUUGCAUGAACAUGAUAAAAGGUCAACAAUAAUUAAUAUAUGGAUAGGUUUUGAUGAAUAAUUGCCUGUCUUUUUUUGGAUUAGGUCAGUAUGCCAGAAAUAAUACCUGGAAGGUUGUCAUUUUUUUUAAUAUGAAUUCAAUCAUAAACAUGUGCAUCUUACAGAUUUUUCAUUUGACAUUAGUUUUAGAGUUGAUUGCCAUUUAAAAUAUUUUUUGAUUUUUGCAACAGUUGAGACAUUUCAGUGUGUCACCUCUUGUUCAGUAUUCUAAGGAUUGAUGAAGGUAAUCUGUCUAAGAACUGAAAAGAAAUUCAAUGUCAACUUAGUUUUUAGGCGACAUUAACUAGUGGUGAAAGGGCAAAUAAAUUCAUAUGAUAAAUGGUGCGUAAUGAUAUUUAAUAGUACUGUUUGUGGGUAUUUUGUGAGAAGUAUGUUGCAAAUGGUUGUCUAUUUCAUUAUGAUGUUUUUUUUUGUUGAUAAGAAUUCUUCCCAGAGUGGUAAGAAUUAUAUAUAGAUAUACAGUACAUUAAUAAAAUAUUAUGAUAGCUA
This is a messenger RNA of Mytilus californianus (California mussel), 5896 nucleotides long. RefSeq lists its product as uncharacterized. The record is from RefSeq and is a predicted model, not a curated record. The transcript is spliced from 10 exons. NCBI's taxonomy places the organism in Eukaryota, Metazoa, Mollusca, Bivalvia, Mytilida, Mytilidae. The coding region runs from base 89 to 4261 and encodes 1390 amino acids.